UAUUCGUGAGCAGCAAACAUUUUUGGCACAAAUUAAACAAAUCAAAAAUUCCAAGAUUUCAGUUAGAUGUUAAAUUGUUAGUGUAGAGAAAAGCGAGAGAGAAGCGUUCAAAAUGGCCAACAACAACGAGAAGGAGACUUUUUCUGCUGCCAGAAAGUGGGCGCCAGUAGCUUCCUGUCCGGAGACUUCGUGCCACAGGCGUCGCCCAGCGCUGGAGUCACCAGCGCCACCAGCGCCACCAGCGGCACCAGCGGCACGCCCGCACGCCAGCCAGCAUUCAAUGUGGACAUCGGCUGAGGAGAAGCAACAGCUCGGUCCAACAUCAGUGGAGGCAGCCAGGAGUUCGGGCAAUCAGCUUCCAUUUUCAACAGGAUCGUCUCCCUACAGCCGCCUGCGGCCAAGCACUUCUCGUCCUCAAUUAACGUUCUCGGCAGAUCGUGCCUCGGCCAUUGGAUCGAGCUUGGGCUCUGGCUUAGACUUGGAUGAAGAGCCAUUGGAAGCCACUUCGGUUUGGUCACCAAAUUGGCGUCUGGAGAUGCCGCCGUCCGUGGAGGCAUUGCGAAAACAGUACCCAAAUGAGGAGGCAAAUCCCUCAACAACCACACUUGCAUCACCGUCUGCCACCUCACACGUGCCAACACAGAUUUGGGUUGCAAGUUCCCGCACUCGGACAUCGGCUGCAGCUUCAUCUUCGGAUGAAGAGCACAGUUGUGCCACAGUUAGUCGCCCUCGGCCUAGGCCUCGGCCUUGCUGGUCCAGGCCAGCUCGAGAUAAAUCUGCAGGUUCAGCCUCUUGGGGGCAGCUUUCAGCGGCAGCGGGUGAGGAGACAAUCGGCUGCCCCAUUGCUGAAUGCAACGACACAUUCUCCGCCUGCAAUCUGCUGGCCCACGUGCUCGUGGAGCACUUGCCGCGGGGCAAACAGGAUCUGAGGUAUGCCCACGACUCGGAGACCUGUGUGUUUUCCUUCGAGCCCAGACAGCUGAGGCCCUGCCGCACUGUGUGCCUGGGCGUGGUUCUGUUUUGCGGCAACAAAAAGGGAGUCGAAGAGGUCCCGCUGUGGGCGCCACUCGAGAGGAAAGCAGGUCCGCGGCAGGAGUUCAGGGAGUACUUGCCGGUGCUGGUGCUGGGCCAGCACACAUUUGAGGACGGAUACGAGAAGGAGAAGGCAGAGCUCAAGUCCGGCAGAGUGCCACCGCCCCAGGGAUCGUACUUCAUCUGGGCACAGAGCGCGGCGGGCAGUCGGCCACUGUACGCCACCAUAACGGCCUUCAACGGAGAGCUGACACAGUCGCGCAGCUGCAUUCGUCGUGUGGCCACUGGUAGCGAUGCUACUCAUCCCACGGUGGAUGGCAUGGAGAAGCCGCGACGCUGCAAAUCGCUGCACCUAACCGAAAUGGACAUGCAGGCGCUGAGGGGAGAGUCGCGCCGCAAGGAGAUUUGCCUCCAAAUGAUCAUCCAUGAGCAGCCAACGGUGUCUAAAACCUGCGCAAGUUAUCGCAGCUCUGACUAGAGGAGGAUCAUGGGCAGUCCCUCCCACUCGAGGGAGCGUGACACGAGUGCUCGCGUCCUGUGGCACUUGUAUCAUAAUGGCAAUCGUUUCCAACUGCCAUGCGACACCACAGCAGGAGGAGAAGGCCUGGCCUGGCUUCCUCUGUGCCAUUAUUGCCACCGAACCCUCAAGUCAUUAAGGUGCAGCAGCCAGAAGACGAAGCUGCCUUGCCUCUCCUCUUCCCCCCAGAAGGAGAGCCAGCCACCAUCAAAGGAGCUGCAUAAAGGAGCUCCGCUGCGCUGCACUGCGCUGUGCCUCCCUUCUUAUUCGAAAGUAAUUAGCAUAAAAGUAAAUACCACUCAUUAA
Messenger RNA from Drosophila guanche, 1855 nucleotides. RefSeq lists its product as uncharacterized. NCBI's taxonomy places the organism in Eukaryota, Metazoa, Arthropoda, Insecta, Diptera, Drosophilidae. The transcript has 2 exons. The record is from RefSeq and is a predicted model, not a curated record. The coding region runs from base 113 to 1510 and encodes 465 amino acids.